AUGAGGGACACGAGAUCUACCAGGAGCGGCGGAACUAGCAAUAGUUUCGAUGAUAUAUCGUCAAUUUCGUCUGUGGAUUCCUAUCAGCCGGAAGCCUUUACCGGCCAGGAUGUCCAAUCAUUUGAGCAUAAGUCCUUAGCUAGUGAAGGUGCCACAACUUUGGGCCGUAGGGCGUCCAACGCUAUUGAGAAGGUUGUAACCCACAAUGCAUUACAGGGCAGGGCAGAGACAGCGGAUUCAUUGAAAAAGGAAGGGUUGAAUCUGAAGUCCAAAGCUAUUCCCGACAUCAAUGACCCUAUAUCGGCUGGCGCAGCAGCGACACAGUUCCCUGAGGAGUACAGAAUAGAAACCCAGACUGGCCUGGUGAAGCUAAAGACUUUGACCGAACUGAGCAGAAACGAUACCAGGGCUUCCGUAGGGAGCAGCGGAAAGCUUUCAAAAAAGAGCAGCGGAAGGAAGACCUCUGAUUACGAGGAAAAUCAAGUUGGCGGCGAUGGAAAAUCGCAAGGGCAAGCUUACCUUAAUGCACAUAAUUUGCAGCAAGCAAUUGAGAAGAAUAAGCAAGCCAUUCAGAAGUAUCAAAAGCACAAGCACGAGAAGGGACUUAAAGGAUUCUUGCAUCGGCUGUUCGAUUAA
Messenger RNA from Torulaspora globosa, 636 nucleotides. RefSeq lists its product as uncharacterized. NCBI's taxonomy places the organism in Eukaryota, Fungi, Ascomycota, Saccharomycetes, Saccharomycetales, Saccharomycetaceae. The transcript has a single exon. Bases 1 to 636 code for a protein of 211 amino acids. The record is from RefSeq and is a predicted model, not a curated record.